AUGGUUACAACAUUCGAACAUUUACCAAAUGAAUUAAUAUUAAGAUGUUUUUCAUACUUCAAUUUCUUUGAAUUGUAUGACCUAUUCUAUGAUCUAAACAGACGUUUUCAUCACCUUAUUCGGUAUGAAUCAAAAUUAUACAUCGACUUAGAUGCAGUAUCCGAUGCAAAACGUUUAACUUUUUAUUUGAACUUAAAUCAAAUCAUAGCAACAAAUCAAAACUAUCAGUUAUCAAUUAUAACUGAGAAUGAACACGAUCUACGUAUACUAUUCUACGAUAAUUUAUUUCAAGAUAAAUUAUGUAAUUUAAAAUCUUUGAUAUUAUCCAAUGUACCAGUUGAAACUAUAUAUUCUAUAAUAUUUGAAACAACAGCAAAAUUAUAUGAAGGUUUAAGACACUUGAAAUUACUAGAUGGAAUCAAGACGAAAGAUAAAGAAAGUGAACAUGAUAAGAUACAAAAAUUAUGUAACAACCUAAUAUCAUCGAAAAUGAAAUCAUUAAUAUAUUUACAUAUAAAUUUUGAUCCAUAUGAAUAUCAUGAUGAUACGCCCUCGCCUUUAGAUGAUAUUUAUUUAGAAUUUGAGGAAUUAUCAAAAAGAGGUGAAUCGUUAAGUCAAUUAGAAACUCUUAUUAUCGGAGAGCUCUGUGAUGAUAAUGAUCAUAUUAUGUCGGCACCAACAAUACGCUUUUGUUCAUUAAUAACAAAUUUAUUACCAUGUGUACCGAGAUUAGAAACGCUAUUUAUAAAUUCGAUCCAUUUUAUGCCCUACUAUAAUGAUCUAACAAAAAUAGAAAGAACAACACAUUUAAUGAUACCAUCGAAUUUAAGAAAGGUUACAAUCUGGAUCGAUCGUUUUGAUGGUGAUAAUAUAGAAAAAAAUAUAAAUAUAGUACGACAAUUCUUUAUAAAUAACAAUUUAUUGAAGAUGACAAGCAUUAAAAUCUUCAGUAUUCCAUAUGAAGAGGAUUUUUAG
Adineta steineri is the source of this 975-nucleotide messenger RNA. NCBI's taxonomy places the organism in Eukaryota, Metazoa, Rotifera, Eurotatoria, Adinetida, Adinetidae. The record is from the annotation of a GenBank genome assembly.